Messenger RNA from Stereum hirsutum FP-91666 SS1, 627 nucleotides. Its product is annotated as guanylate kinase. Gene Ontology annotation, cellular component: cytosol. Gene Ontology annotation, molecular function: GMP kinase activity. The record is from RefSeq and is a predicted model, not a curated record. The transcript has 3 exons. The coding region runs from base 1 to 627 and encodes 208 amino acids. NCBI's taxonomy places the organism in Eukaryota, Fungi, Basidiomycota, Agaricomycetes, Russulales, Stereaceae. Gene Ontology annotation, biological process: purine nucleotide metabolic process.
AUGCAGGCCACCUCGCAGCCCUUGAAGAACUUUUUCCGUCCGCUCGUCCUCUCAGGGCCUUCGGGAACCGGCAAGAGCACCCUCCUCAAACGUCUCUUCGCAGACUACCCAGACAAAUUCGCAUUUUCCGUCUCACACACCACACGCUCUCCACGCCCGGGAGAACAAGAUGGCGUCCAGUACCACUUCGUCACACGAGACUCUUUUCUCGCCCUCGUAGACCAAAAAGGGUUCAUCGAGCACGCAGAGUUCUCCGGAAACCUCUACGGGACGUCCAUCCAGGCCGUCAGAGACAUCGCCAACCUCGGCAAACGAUGCAUACUCGACAUCGAAGUCCAGGGCGUGCGCCAGAUCAAACAGACCAACCUCAACCCAGUCUACCUCUUCCUCUCCCCUCCGUCCCUCUCCGCCCUCCGCGAACGUCUCAUCGGUCGCGGUACAGAGACAGAGGCUGCUGUCUCCAAACGCAUGGACACCGCACUCAAAGAGAUCGCGUACGCCAAGGAGCCCGGAGCGCACGAUAUCGUGAUCGUGAACGAUGAUCUCGACAGGGCGUACGAGUUGUUCAGGAAGGUCGCGUUGGGCGAGGAGAUCGUCGGAGAUGCGUUGCCGCCGUUGGACGAUUGA